Molecule: messenger RNA, 3793 nt
Organism: Chrysoperla carnea
Lineage: Eukaryota; Metazoa; Arthropoda; Insecta; Neuroptera; Chrysopidae
Product: ribosomal protein S6 kinase alpha-5-like
Exons: 9
Coding region: 198-3746 (1182 amino acids)
Biological process (GO): protein phosphorylation; regulation of DNA-templated transcription
Molecular function (GO): ATP binding; protein serine/threonine kinase activity
Source: RefSeq, a predicted model, not a curated record
UUACAAUAAAAAUCCAUGAUCUUCACCUACUUUUUAUUGAGGUGGAAUUCUGCAAUACUUAUUAAGGUUACUUAAUUAUUUUUGCAAUAAAAUUAUUGCACAUAAAAACUUUAACUCUCGAAAUGAAUUUCAUUAAUUUUGAUUAAAAAAUAAAUAUUUUUUUGGUUUUAAUGAGAAUUUCUUAUUGACCAAAAAAUAUGGGAGUGCAUAAAGAAAAGCGUAAGGAAUACGAAAGUGGUUAUUUUGAUGAGGAAUCUGAUUCAUCGGAUCAGAUGAGUAGUAGGAUGGAACGGUUAGUUAAUCGAAUAAAAGUGCGAAAAACUAGUUUUAGUGAAUAUAAAAAUCGUGUUAUUGAUGCGUUGGGCACAUUUAGUUUGGAUAAAAAUUGUGAUGAUGAAAAUGAUGAUCAUGAUCAACAAGAGAAUGAAAGUAAAGAAAAUUUAGUAAAUCGAAAAAAAGUAAACUUGAACGAUGCCGGACGAGUGGAUAUGUCCGAUUUCGAUUUGCUUAAAGUGCUUGGAACUGGAGCUUACGGUAAAGUGUUUCUGGUACGAAAGCGUGGUGGGUUAGACAGCGGUCGUUUGUAUGCAAUGAAAGUGUUGAAAAAAGCAACAAUUGUUCAAAAGAAAAAGACUACGGAACAUACAAGAACUGAACGUCAUGUAUUGGAAGCAGUUCGACAAAGUCCUUUCCUAGUUACCCUACACUACGCCUUCCAAACAGAUGCAAAACUACAUUUAAUAUUAGAUUACGUGAAUGGUGGUGAAUUAUUUACACAUUUGUAUCAAAGAGAACAUUUUACUGAAAGUGAUGUUAGAAUUUAUAUUGGUGAAAUUAUUUUAGCGUUAGAACAUUUACAUAAGUUAGGAAUUAUCUAUCGUGAUAUCAAAUUAGAAAAUAUCUUAUUAGACUCAGCCGGUCAUAUUGUAUUAACGGAUUUUGGAUUAUCGAAAGAAUUAGCAACGAAUUACUCUGAAGAUGGUACACAAAUGACAGCAUCCGGUGCUCGUACAAAUGAAAAACGUGCAUAUUCAUUUUGUGGUACAAUUGAAUAUAUGGCACCUGAAGUUGUUAAAGCAGGACCACAAGGACAUGAUAUAGCUGUAGACUGGUGGUCUGUGGGUGUACUUACAUACGAAUUAUUAACCGGUGCAUCCCCUUUCACUGUGGAAGGUGAACGGAAUACACAACAAGAAAUCUCACGGAGAAUAUUAAAGACUGAGCCACCCAUUCCUGAUGAUUUAGGAAAAGAAGUUGCAGAUUUUAUUAGUAAAUUAUUAGUAAAAGAUCCCCGUAAACGAUUGGGAGGUGGGGAUGGGGAUGCAUCAGAAUUAAAAAGUCAUAGUUUCUUUAAAUCAUUGGAUUGGGAUGAAUUAGCGAAGAAAAAUAUUCCAGCACCAUUUAAACCUGUUAUAAGACAUGAGUUAGAUGUGUCAAACUUCAGUGAAGAAUUUACACGAAUGUUGCCAGCAGAUUCACCAGCUGUGGUACCACCAAACUAUGACAAAAUUUUCAAAGGUUACUCUUACGUUGCACCAUCCAUUUUAUUCUCAGAAAACGCAAUAUCUGAAUCAUUAAUAAAAACAAGCGGGGAUGAUGGUGGUUCUCCAGCUUUAUUAGCACAAUGCAAAUUAAAGGAUUCCACAUUUUUUAAGCAUUACGACAUUGAUUUAAAAGAGCAAAUAUUAGGUGAUGGUUCGUUUAGUGUGUGUCGGCGAUGUAUCAAUAAAACAACCAAGCAAGAGUAUGCAGUGAAGAUAGUGAGUCGGAAAAUUGAUUGCACACAAGAAAUCAAUCUGUUGCGAGCAUGUCAAGGACACAAGAACAUCGUGAAAUUACAUGAUGUCUAUUAUGAUGAAGCACACACAUAUCUUGUAUUGGAAUUAUUAAAAGGUGGUGAAUUAUUAGAACGUAUACGAAGAAAGAAGAAGUUUACUGAAGGUGAAGCAAGUGCUAUUAUGCGUAAAUUAGUAUCGGCUGUACAUUUUAUGCAUUCCCGUGGUGUUGUUCAUCGUGACUUAAAACCUGAGAAUUUAUUAUUCUCAUCUGAUGAUAAAGACGAAAUAAAAAUCGUUGACUUUGGUUUUGCACGAUUAAAGCAAGAGGAAGAAACAAUGCAUACACCAUGUUUUACAUUACAAUAUGCCGCACCUGAAGUGCUCAAUACUGUGGCAAAUAAAGGGACCAAUAGUGGCUAUGAUGAAAACUGUGAUUUAUGGAGUUUAGGUGUAAUUUUGUAUACUAUGUUAACUGGACGUGCUGCAUUUCAUUCUAUUUCACGUGAUGACAGUGCGGCGGCCGUUAUGUCUAGAAUUAAGGGUGGUGAAUUUAAUUUAAGUGGUUCGGUAUGGAAUAAUGUUAGUGAAGAAGCAAAACGUGUUACACAGGGCUUACUUACUGUGGAGCCAACAAAACGAAUGCGUAUGAAUGAUUUAUUAACUAAUACAUGGAUACAGGGUACGCAGUCAUUUUCUGCGACACCAUUAAUGACACCAAAUAUAUUGUCAUCGACAAAUAUCUCAACAGAACAAUCAUUAAACACAACGUUUCAAGCAUUUCAUCGUGCACAUGAAGAAGGUUUUCGUUUACAGGAUGUAUUAAAAGCAAAAUUAGCACAACGUAGGCAAAUGAAGAAGACAUCAUCAUCGGAUAAACGUAGUACAUCCAGCUCAUCAAGUACAUUCUCAAGUACAUCAAGUUCACAUAGUUAUCCAUUAACUCCAUUAUCAAGUAAAAAAGAUCAUACGAUUACAACUUGUGCUGCUACCACAACAAUAUCGACAUCAUCUUCAUCUUCGUCAACACAAAAACAUCAUACAAAACCACAUAAGUUAAUAUUAAAUACUCCACAUCAACCACAUAGUACAGAUUCAGUUAUUAUUAUUGAUUCAGAAGAGAGUCGAACAAAUUCACCAGGUGUAGACGAUGCCAGUCAAAUAAUUGAAGAUAAAUUUAAUACAAAUAUUAUAGAAUGCACUGUACCAAAUAUUAAAAAUAAAUUUAAACAAAAGUUUAAACAAACGUCAACAUUAGAUACAAUUAUCGAAUCACAACAAAAUACAAGUAGUAGUAAUAAUAGCAAUAGUACAAGUACAAGUAAUUAUAAACCACAUUCAAGGGUACGCAAUAAAGAUACUUCCGAAAAUAUAUUCAAUUUUGGUGAGGCGCGAGUCAAAGAAUAUCUAUCAAGUAUUUCGGGAGAAUCAAGUAGUUCAACAACCACCACACCACAUGAAUUAACGACACCUCAAGCUUCAAAUCUUAGUCCUGUACCAAAUAAAGCUGGUGUAAAACGAAAAAUUAAUGAAAAAAUUUCAUUAUCACCGCCUCCAACAAAACGUGCACGACGAAAUGCGCCACCUGUACCUGUACGACAAAGUGAACGAAUUAAAGUACGACAUACAAAAAAACAAGAAACAACAGCUAAAAAACCUAAAAAAUCGCAGGCUAAAAAAGAAACAAUUGUAUUACCAACUAUUUAUGAAAAUAACAAGCGACCAGUUGAUAAACCUCCAAAGCCAUCGCAAGCUAAAAAAGAAACAGGUAUAUUACCAAUUAUUUAUGAAAAUCCUGAACAUGGUCGUGAGUAUGUAACAACACGUUCGGGUCGGCAAGUAUUUAAACGUAAUCCAUCCGAUUAUUAUAUAAACUUAACUAAUCGAUUUAAAAAAAGACAGUUAAAUGAUCAACCAAUAAAAACACCUGGAAAACGAUCAAAACGAUUAUCGACAAUAGAAGAUGAUUAGUUUAAAUUUAUUUAUUUAUUUCUAAACAAAUACAAAAUAAUUUAUAA